AUGGUGGUGCAGUUCUUGGUCGUUGCUCUGCUGCUAUCUCCUUAUCUACCCAAUGUUUUCCCUUUGCUGGCAUUGCUGGGUGCAAUUUCGUUUUUUCUAUUGAGUGCAGGCUAUAUCAUGUAUUCGCAGCACUCUCGCUCCAUUAACAGCCAGUCCAAUGUUGAGCGCAUUCAUUCAAAGUCUAAUGUCCAGCAUGCUAGUGUCAAUGGCAUCCAUUUGAAAAAAGGGUUUCCCAGACUUGUUCGUCUUCCUAACAAUUCCUUGUCCGUAUCUUCUAGAGCCUCUGCUCCAUUAGUCCAGCCAGCAUCUGUCGUUCUUUCUUCAGAUAUACUUCGAUCUGAACCUACAUGGACUGCAGAACAGGAACUAGCUAAACAGAUUGCUGCUGCUACACAAUCCCCACUUGGAUUUGAUACUGAGUUGGAUGCUGACAAGGAUCAGAAUGCUGAUACUAGCAAUAACACAUUGCAGUCGAGUGUUGCCACGUUUUUAUUCUAUAUUCUACACAAUGAACUCUUUGAACCAGCCAUAAACAUGUUUCCAGGAAUUUAUUCAAGCUCUACAGUCACCAGCACACUUCCACCCUCUACAUACACAAUGCACUCAGGAAACUCACCAAUGGAUGCAAUCAUAUUUCAAAUUGCUAAUCGAGCAACUGCUACUUUGGAUUCAUCUGCACAACUUGUACCCGAUUGUCUGGAAAAUCGCUUAAAAACUGAUACAGCUUUAAAAAACGAACCAACAGUACGACAAUUUGGUAUCUCAAAAAACAUUCCACAGUUCAACCCGUCUCAAUCUAUACUUUCCAAGCAAAAAUCGUCAGAUCAAUGUCCUAUAAACCCUUCGGAUCGUAGUGCAUUUAGUAAAUUGUUUGGAAGUAGUCAGAUUGAAUAUGUGAGCAAUAUGGCUUCAAAUACCAUCAAUCAUAUGCGGAUAAACAGGCUUCAUGAACGCUUAUGGAUUUUGUUUCUCAAAGUAUUGCAGAAACAUGUCAAAGAAUACCGCCAAAUACGACGAGAUAUUCAAGCAGAAUUGACUGCAUCGCGCACUGAGCCCUUGACUGGGCUUAAACCAUCUGCUCCAGAUCCGCUUUCUGAGUCCACUAAAUCAGGCGAUACGCAUGGACUUUUUUCAGAUUCAAUACCACAUCCUAAAAUAACAAAGCCCAGGCAUUUGGACGACUUUAACGCAUUUUUGGGUGAUGACAUGGAUGAUGCAUUGAUGUAUAAUAAGAACAUGGACAGUCUUAAUGAAAAAAUAUGCAUGCGCAUGUCUGGAUUGGGUAACUUGCAUCCGGCCGUAGGAAAAGGAGACUUUCAUGAACAAUCGUAUCUACGGAGCACCUUUGAUCGUGUGUUUGAAAUACUGAGUCGCGACUCUUGCACCAAAUCAUCUCUAAAUAAGUCGCCUCGCUCAAGCUCAUUGUCUAAAACAGAAGAUGCCACAAAAACUCAAUCUUCUCAAGUGCCGUACACCGACAAUGCAAAAUACUCUUCAAGCAAACUUAUGCAGAUAUUGAUGCGAGAAGUAACAGUAUGUCAGAUUGUAUGGCCAUUUUUAAACAAGUUUUCACAACCUCAUCUGAUCAGUCAGAUUUUAAUAGACAAGGCACAACGUCAAAUUGCAUUUGUCAAGGCAGCCAAGACAUUUCGCAGUCAACUUGAUUUGUGUUAUACGCAAUUCCCACCAAAAUUCUUGCUUCCAGGUCGUGGAUGCAGUGCCAGCUUCUCUGUAACUACACUGGGUGAAAAGCAGCGUCUUUUUGAAUCUUUGUCCAAAUACUCGCGAAAAGUGCGAUCAUUGAUAGAUAUCAAAGCUGUUCAACAUGAGAUUAUUCGAGAGCUAAAGCAUGUCCGCGAAGAAGCUCACGAGCAAGAACGUGAUCCUCGUUUGUAUGAUCAGGCCGAAGAGUCUAGAAGGUAUAUAAAGGCACUCGAGGUUUUAAAAGUAAAGUUGGACAAGAAAAUUGCAGCAUUGACAGCUUUACAAGGAGAAUCAACUUUACACCGCACCCCAAAACGUAUCAUUUCAAUCCCUAUCAUGGGAAUGAUGAAUAAACAGGAAAAGCCAAAUCAAUUUGAAAAUAGAAUUGAAAUUUCACUUCAAAGUAUUCUAGACGAAUAUGCAAACUCGGCAGAGGAUGGCCGUACAACAACUUCCAGUAGCAUAUACUAUUUUCUUGAUUUUCUUGAAAAGCAUGAUGGUGGAUCUGGCGUUAUAAAACUUCGUUUCUGGUUUUCCGCGGAAAAGCAUCGUCGGACAAUUUGGAGAAUAGGCUCGGGGUUAGGAUGGAAAGAACUGCCAGCUGCUCAAAGUGACUUUGAUAUUCUUGAACCAGUAGAAGCCAUUCCUUCAAUCGCACAUGAUCGACUUAGAAAAGACGCUUUGCGUAUAUUUCGCACUUACCUAGCACCUUGUCCACCAACUGCUGCACAGAUUCAGGUCCCACAGAAUGUGAUUGAAUCCUUUCAUCGUUAUCUCAAACCACUUUUGCGAUCUGAUAUGAAUGACUCAUUCCAUGAAGCAAAUGAUGAAGAUUACAACUGUGUCACGUUAGCUCAACAGACAGUACAAGCCGAUUUGGAAAAGUUAUUUAAAGCAUUUUUGCAUUCAGAAUCUUAUUUUAGAUGGUUGAGCGAGCGCGAACGGGCCAAAGUUGCUCAGCGUGACCGAGGAACGGAUAUAGCAUUAGGACCACAUAAUACGUCUAACCAUCCAACUGCAAAUCUGAAUGUUCUUAACCAAUCUUCAGUAAAAAAUCCAAGCAACCCUUCCGCCUCUGGAUUGCUUCCUGUCAACCUAGGUUUUACAACUGCUGGUGGUUCAGUAAGUGGUACACGGGAAUCAGGUUCAGGAUUAGCUGGUGAAAUGGGUGGGCCUUUUGCUUCAGUUAGUAAAUCGGCUGCUGGUGAUUUGCUGGAUGACACAAAGCUACGGAACUUUUAUCAAAGCGCACUAAUGACUGCAUUAACCUAUGAACUCGAUGUUGCUGCAGCCAAGCUUAUUGUUACCAAGCGAACUGUUCAAAGUGGGGUUAUUGUGACGUCAAAGCCUGACCAUGUGAUUUCAAACGCUCGUACUGGGAUCAAUGCGCAGUCAGUGUUUGAUAUGAAUGCGCUUGAUUCUGAUAUUAUCACACUUGAAGAGGCAAAUAUUAUUGAUGGUGGUGAUCUCAUUGAUGAUUCAGAACUUGGACGUGGAUUGACAGUUAAAGAGCAGGACCAAGAUGUAGAUUUGCCUGCGCCUGGAGAACUACUUACAAGCAUCACCAAACUUCAAAAAAUCAAGGACGAUAUCGAUAAAGUCAUGUUACAGAUUGAUACCAUUGAUAUGAUAUCUUGGCAUAUCAAUUAUUUGAAUCAAAAAAAUGCAGAUAGCCAGACUAAUAUAGAUAGCAACGAUGAAGAGACUGCCGAUAUACCAGUGUCGCACCGAGCAACUGUGCUGAAUAUUCUUGAUCACACCAAAGAAAUAUUGCAUUUAGAUAUUGGCGAGCUGUCGCGCCAGAAAGCCAAAUACGAGAGUCAAGAGCAACGAGAAGCAAUUGUGCCUGGGCAGUGUAGUAUUAAUCUCCAAACUGUUGAUGAAGAUUCUACUGAUCCCCGGGAUGAUUCACGCAGUUAUCUUGGCGGUAAUGCAUUAGGGUUUGGUAGUGGUGCAUUGAAUGCAAGUUCUACUAAUAUGUCUACUGCAGCUACUGGCAGCUAUCGUGUCAUUUACUACUUGAUUCAAAUUGAACGCAUUGAUCAAAAAACAGGAUGGACAGUCAAGCGACGGUAUAGCGAUUUUGAUGCACUACAUCGUAAAUUAAAAGAAACCUUUCCCAUUGUUGCCGAUUUUGAUUUUCCCGGAAAACACCAUCUCGGAGUAUUUUCGCUCUCUAAUAAGCAAGAAGAAGCUAGACGGAAUGCACGUAUGAUAGCUCUUCAGCGCUAUCUCCGCCGACUUAUUGACAAUCCAUCCAUUUGUCAAUCUGACUACUUGCGUGAUUUUUUAUCAUCGACUUACCAGUCUGUGCGUCGUAAGGGACUUUUUAGAUCCCAUGUAGAAUCUACAAAAACCGGCCCACAAAACUAUUCAGCGCCUGCCCAGAAUUUACUUCGGAGAAAAUCACGAAAUGUUGCCAUGGCACUGGCACAGCUGGCUUCAAAACCCCUCAAAGCAAUAAAAUCUGAAGGAAACGAUUCACUUUCCAACAGCAGUGGAUUGACUGUACCGCUUGACACGACGGCUGGUAGUGUUUCUGCGGUAAAUCCGUUUGUGCAGGGUACUAGUAGUACCACGGCGAUUAAUUCUUCUCGAAAAGUGCAUCUGGCUUCAUUUUUUAAUGGUAGUCGGCAUCGCAAAUGGGGAAAAGACGGUGCGUCUGCAGCAAAAGCAACGGUGAAUAGGUUUGGUGAAAACAAAGAUGCAGACGACGGAGAUGGUGAUGAUUUUAACGACGAAGACAGUUUUGGAACGGAUGAGGCAGAAGCUAGUGAUGGAGUUGUUGAUGUGGACGAUGAUGCAGACACCAAUUCAUCAGUUCGAGCAUUCGUAUCACGUUCACCGUCCACCAAAUACAAUGACUCGUGUCUUUUAAACUCCAACGGCGUGGAUGUUUCCAAGUUUACGAGCGAUUCCAGUGACGAUUCCAAUAAUGAAGACACAUGGGCUGGUGGUCAUUUGCCAGACUUGCUAUCUGAUGAUGUUAGUGGACUAGAUGAUCCGAAUGAUCCGAUUUUAUCAAACUCGUUUGUACAACCGUUGAUUGAUCCCUUGUGUGCAUUGCUGAUGGAAGCGUUUGAUUUUAAAGAACAGAAUCAUUGGUUGAAGCGAAGCACAGCGUCAAUGCUACUAAUGGAAGUUAUGGGUGGUACAAAUGCAUCAGAAUUCAACGAUCGUCGAAUCUCUAUACUGUUAAUGAACAUGCUCAAGGGUAAUUCUAUAUCAUGGUUUCUGGAGACUUUAUUUUCCCCAACCAACCCCCAAACAGGCUUGUCCACCCCAGCUCCGGCUUCUUUUCGAAGCACGGUCCCGUUUUAUAAGUACCUUGUAGGUGGAGUACCUUAUAUUUCACCGAGUCGUCAACACUCUAUCCGGAUCGAAGCCAAAACCAAAAUUAUUCAAGCUAUUCCAGAAGUGUUUUUUCGAGUUCUCGGGGCAGAUAUAGCUACUCAAGGAGCAAUCCGAUGUUUUGAAAUGCUUCAAAGCGUUACUUUAAACAAGAGUUUGAUGUACAAACUGCUGGAUGUGUUUUUAGACACUAUUGUGAGUGAGUAUGGUUGA
Molecule: messenger RNA, 5268 nt
Organism: Batrachochytrium dendrobatidis JAM81
Lineage: Eukaryota; Fungi; Chytridiomycota; Chytridiomycetes; Rhizophydiales
Exons: 5
Coding region: 1-5268 (1755 amino acids)
Cellular component (GO): intracellular membrane-bounded organelle
Molecular function (GO): phosphatidylinositol binding
Source: RefSeq, a predicted model, not a curated record